UUUGCAUGGAACUUUGGAUCAUCAUCGAACAUCCUUUUGGGUAUUUAGAUGUACCCUUAUUUUGGCCAGUUAAACAAAAUCUGGUUCUCAUCAAAAUGAAGGUUUAUUUUACAUCAUUCAUGUGCAGAAGUGUUCGAUUACAAAAAAAACACCUAAAUUCUAUAUAUAAACCAUUUUCUUCAGUAACUACUGAUUUAGAAAAAACAUCUAAAUUAUCGGAUGAUCAUGACACAUUGAAACCAAGUGUCAGAGUAGUUGACCGAAGUCUACAAUACAAAUUUCGAGAUAAGACACGACAAUUUGUAGAUUAUAUGCGUAUCUCAAUUAGAGGAGGCAAUGGUGGUGAUGGUUGUGUAGCGUUUUUGCGCGAAAAAUUUAAGUCACGAGGUCCACCUUCAGGUGGUAAUGGAGGUAGAGGUGGUCACAUAAUAUUUAUCACAUCUGCAAAUCAUUCUUCAUUACAUUCAGUUAAAAGGCAGCUCGUUGGUGGUAGAGGUGAAAAUGGAAAAGGACAAAUGAAAAAUGGAUCAGCCGGUAAAGAUAUCAUAGUUCCGAUACCUUUAGGAACAGUUAUUAAAGAAAUCGAACCACCAUCAUUAAAAAGAAAAUCUGAUGAGAACGAAAUUAAUGAGGAGGCAUUGAUAGAGGAACGGCGCAAAGCCACAUGGGCCCACUACCCAAAUUACGAUGAAAAAAAUCAGCAUAGUACUUUUUUUUUGGAAGCCGAAAGAAUGAUUAAGGAAGAGUAUAGAUUACGCCAAUUAAAAAAAGAAAAAGAAGCUAAAACUAAACUCACAUUAGAUUUAUCAGUGCCAAAUGUACAAUAUAUUGUUGCAUAUGGAGGUGAGGGCGGAAAGGGAAACCCCUAUUUCCAAUCAAAUGCAAAUCGCUCACCAAAAUUUGCAACUCGAGGUUUCGAGGGACAAUAUAGAUUUCUUGAACUUGAAAUUAAAACAAUAGCAGAUGCAGGUCUUGUGGGUCUUCCAAAUGCAGGAAAAUCUACGUUUCUAACAGCCGUUUCUAAUGCACAUCCUAAGAUUGCCCCAUACCCUUUUACAACUCUUAAUCCAUUUAUUGGUACAGUAGAUUAUGCAGAUAGAUAUCAAUUAACAAUUGCAGACAUACCUGGUAUAAUUCAUGGAGCUCACAGAAACAUUGGACUUGGACAUUCAUUUCUUCGACACGUUGAAAGAUCUAGAAUUUUAGUAUAUGUUAUCGAUUUAUCAGGAAUUGCUCCAUGGGAAGAUUGGGAGCCAUCGCUGGUAGUAGCUAAUAAAGCUGAUAUUACCGAGAGAUCUAAGCGAAAUUUACCAAUUAUAUUAAGCAAAGCAAAGGAAUUUGAAAUAAAAAGCGGACAAGAAUUUGAGAUUAUUCCGAUAUCAGCAAAAUAUAAAAAAAAUAUUGUUAAGUAA
Scutellospora calospora is the source of this 1412-nucleotide messenger RNA. The record is from the annotation of a GenBank genome assembly. NCBI's taxonomy places the organism in Eukaryota, Fungi, Glomeromycota, Glomeromycetes, Diversisporales, Gigasporaceae.